Messenger RNA from Brassica napus (rape), 2463 nucleotides. Its product is annotated as meiosis-specific protein ASY2-like. The transcript is spliced from 4 exons. NCBI's taxonomy places the organism in Eukaryota, Viridiplantae, Streptophyta, Magnoliopsida, Brassicales, Brassicaceae. The record is from RefSeq and is a predicted model, not a curated record. Bases 1 to 2463 code for a protein of 820 amino acids.
AUGGAUCUGGCGAUUAGGGCUAAUUGCGGCGACAAGGCUGUUCGAUCCGUCGAUUCGGGGGCUGGUACUGAAGAACCGCUUGGUGGAAGCGAAGGUAGGCGAUGUCUUACGGUCGAUCGCGAGAACUCUGCGGCGAGUGGUGGCGAUGGAGGCGUUGGGCAUCUUGCGCGCGACUCUCGUCCGGCCAAGAUUGGGCCCGCUGGAAAGCGCUCGAGCAACUCCGAGGCUGCGGGGCAGUCAUCGCGAAGGUCUGUUCCUUCGCCGACCGAGCGACUGACUCCGUUCCGUUUUUGUUGUGAUGGAACAAUUGAAGAACUUCCAGAUCUGGCUCCGUCGUUUGAUCGGUCGCGGGGACUAGAUGGGCAGGAUUGGGGUGACGUUGCCCCUACUCAUUCUACUUUGGAAGGGGUUUCCUUGUUGAUGGAAGCGAACCGAGCAUCCGGCGUCACUUUCAUGAUCCCGAGAUCAGAUCAGCGUCCGUGGAGUCCGCCGGUCGGAUACUGCUGCGUUUACGAAUUAUUUUUCGGGGAGGACUCGAGGUUGUGGUUUCCAAUUCCUCGUUUGAUCACCUCCUAUUGUUUUCGGCGAGGGAUCGCCAUCAGUCAGCUUAUGAACGGGGCGAUCAGGAUCGCUGUUGCGUUGAUGGUUAUGGCGGCGGAGAUUGACGUGUCGUUGACCGUUCGCAUUUUCGAGGAACUAACACAAGUUCAGCCAAAACCAAAUGGGCUUUACUCAGUGCAGAUGAGGUCGGGUUUGAACGUCUUUACUAGUCCCCUUAUCAAGACUAAGAGAUGGCAACGCUCUUAUUUUUAUGUCAAAGCAGACGAUGCUGGAUUCGUUGACCCGCUAGAAGUCGAUCGCCAGGUUUUAUGGAGUAGCAGCAUUGUUGGUCAUCCAAACACCUUUGGUCCUUGGGACGCUUUUCGGAGGGACUUACCGAAGAUUGUCGUGCUCCGAUCCCAAGAGUGGAAGGACUUUGACCGCAAAAGAAUUCGUCAUCAACGAAGACGCAUCGCUAACGUCGAUUGGGCGGCGGGCAGUCCUUGCGAGGAACCGAAGGGAAUUAAAAGACUAAAACUUCCGAUCAUGGGAACUCCUUCUAGAGUGUAUCCGGACUACAGCGAGAUCUUGGCUGCUCAACUGAGGGACGCAAAUUUCGGCCCUUCAGCGAACACAGAUGGGACGGGCAGCGCAGUUGCGGAUACAUCGAUCGAUCGGGCGCCAGCGCCGGUGAUCGUUACAGUUGAUUCUGGCGUCGAGGGACCCGUUGACAUUCGUCCACCGAAGAAAAAGAGAAAGAGUACUAAGUCUUCCAAAGAGGUGACGGCUGACCCUCCUUUGGAUGGAGAUGAAACUGAGGCUGCUCAAACGCAACUCGAACCAAUGGGUGGUGACGAGGUGGAAGAAGGUGAUGAAGUUGCUCCCAUAGAGGGUUCUACGGGUCCGCCCGGAGAUGAGUCGUCGGGAGGGGAGACCCGGGAGCCUGGUGAGGUGACUCGUCCGAUCGACGGUGGGAUGCAGACAACUCUAUCUGUUUCUGAGUUUGCGUUUGCAGACAAAUUUGCUGAAUCACUUCGUGCGGAUGCGGAGGCUGCUGCUCGGAAGAAUGCUCUCGUGAUGGAAUACGAAAAAGCUUUGCAGAAGUUGACGUUGGAUCUUAAGGAAGCGGAAGGGACGAUCAAGAUAAAAGAGGCUGGGCUUGAAGCGGCUAGAAAGGAGAAGCACGAUAGGGAUAAGGAGCUGGCCGCUGAGCGAGGUCGCUAUUCCCGCGAGCGUCGGCAAGCGAUCCAGACGGCCGCGGAUCUUGAGGAGGAGUUAGAGACCGCCCGAGACAUAAUUUCUCGGCUAGAGGCGGAGAAGGUCGAGGAACUUGAGAAGACGAAGAGAGCGAUGGAUCGCAUGAGACAAUCUCGCAAUCGCGAGCUUCUAUCUGAGAGAAGUUGCGUGGUUGCUGCGGCUAAUAGGCGUUUCGACAAAUUUCGGAAGUAUAUUGCCGAUCGAGAUGAAAAGGAGGAGAAACGUCUACUCCAUGGUACAGCUCUUGGAACUUUGGACGCGUUGAGUUUAUUGGAGACCAAGGGACUGUCUGUCCCGCAACAACUAAAAGAUCUUUUGACUGCUAACGAGGAGAAGUUCAGGAAAGAGGUAGAAAACGUUAGUGUUGAAGUUAUCGCGGAGCGCGAUCUUGCUCUCUCACCUCCUCGUAGGGACUUGCUUCCUUAUGGGAACCAGUUUGGAUCAACCUUCGGCACCGUUGAUUCUGAUUCUGCGAUGGCUCUUCGAUCUCCUGUCCUUUGUGGUGAGAGUUCGACCGCUGCUUUGGAUCCGGCCGUUGCCUGUCGAUCGGCGGCUGUCACGUCCGAUGGUUGUGCGGUUACUCAGGACUGUCUCGGGGUUCCUGCGCCUGCGAGGGUCGCGGAAGCAGGAAGUGUUGUUUCGUCGGAAGUAGCCAUUGAAGAAUAG